GAUAUGGCAGUUGCAAAAGACAUAAUGCUAGGAGCCCUUCAAAGAAGAGAUAACUCCAUCGAAAAAGUUUUAUGCAAUUCAGGCCACUGCAUUUUAUACAAAUUCGAUACAAAAGAAACCAAAUGGUUAAAAACAGAAAUUGAAGGAAAUAUUUUUGUAUUUGAACGAAACGAACGACCGCGGUUUGGGUUCACACUGAUGAACACCAAAAGUCAGCAAAAUUUCUCCGAAGUUCUAUCCAAUGGAGUUGGACUGCAGCUAAAUUUCCCCUAUCUUCUGUAUAAAAACAUUAAAGGUAUAUACGCAGUGUGGUUUCACGAAAAAGAAGAUUCGAAAAAUGUUUUCAGAGUCCUCAACUCUUGUCUAGGAAGACCCCAUCCUGGUCAUCGAAUAAACAGCGAGCUCGUUAAACGAGAAAUUAUUGAUAUUCAUCACGGUAGAUCAAAAUCAAGUUUUUCGAGUUCCAACCAUCGGCAUCAAACUUCUGGGUUAAUACGAACUAAUGGACUCAAUGGAUCAAUAUUGAAUUUGUUGAAUUCUGCUGACUGCAAGAGUAAUCCCAGUAAAAGUAACAAUAACAGGAGUGCACGAAGCGGCAGGGCGAGUGUAUCGUCUUGCAAGGAUGUCAACAAUCCGUUGCAAGCUAGUGAGGCCGAAGUUAUUCCAGUCGCCACGUUGAUCACAAAAACAAGUAUCACUCCACCGCCUGUGGUGAGCAGCAGUAGUAGUCUGAUUUUGACAGACCACACAGGCGGUAUGGAUGGAACCUCGUUUCUGAAGAGUGUCAGGGCCGCGGCAACAACCACAAACGGAACAAUCAACCAUGGUGGAAAUAGUUUGACAGGCACUGCUCAUUCAAACAGUGCUUUCGUGCCAUUCAUGCGAUCCAACUCUGCAGUAGCCACAGUAGAUGGCUCAUCCUCUUCUUCUGGAGAUGCUAACCAUCAAAUAUCUAAUCUAGAUAUGCAUCCACUUUUGCAGCAGAUGUUUUUGAAGACACCUUCAAGUUCAACUAGCAAAGAAAAAGAACAAACUGCGAAGACAGAUGGUCGGUAUAAGAUGCAAUAUUCCAACAUUUCUGUCAAUCAGUUGUUUGCAAAGGAAACAAAUGUGAACAGCAUGCCGGAAUUAUCCUCAUCACAAAAACCUCACCAGCCUGCACAUCAAGCUAAAUUUGCCCCUAAUGGAGUUGCUGCUGUCAUUGGUUCAAAACCCACAGCAACCAACUCCGCGUCAGCUGCCGCUCUAAACAACAAAGCCCAAAAUUCCCAGCCGCACUUCGGCCAAUCUUUCCCACAUAAACAACCCGUGCAGACCCAACUACAACACUUUAUAAAAGACUUGCAUAGUUCCCAAGAUCAAAAAUUACAGCAAACAGGUGAAAAGAUACAAACUAGCUCAGAAAACAUUGGGCCUAAUGGUGACGGUAUCUCUCCUGAGUUGUCAAUGGAUCAUAAAAAGUCAAACAGCAUCUGCAUCCCCCAACCAGUUCUCAAAGAGAGCGUUGUCUCCGGCAACAGCAGUAACACCAGUUCAUAUCAAAGCCACCGCUUAAAUGAGGGAGACAGCAGCAGUGGCACAACUGAGGACUUGUUUGAUGACCAGUUUGCCGCAAUUACCAAGGAGUCGAUCCAGGCACUGCAACUUAUGGCGCCAAGUCACUUUUUGAGCGAUGAGGACGAAGGGAACAGUAGCUGCUCUGCUUUGUCAGAGUCGCCGGAUAGCCCACACCAGUUCUCCUCAUCAACCGGCCAUGCCGAAGAAGCGAUGGUGUCGAACCAUCUCAUGAAUAAAAAUAACCCACACAGAAUGUCAGACGUUGUCUUCCGUGACAAGGCGGCGGCUCAAUUGCACUCGACCAGUGCCCAGGUCCAUUCGACUCAGCAACCCUUUUUCAACCCGAUGGGCCCAACUAGUGGCAUGUAUGUGGCAGGUAUGAGAGAGCAGACGGACUGCAGUGAAAAGCACAUGCACAACCAGAACAACAACGCGUCUACCACUGCAUUAACUCAUAAUUCACAUACGAGCCAUCCGCAUACAGAAAAUGUGAAUCGCUUUCUCUUUCCUAUUUCGAGGGGGCUGCAAAUGAAUGGGCAGCGGGAUACCAGGCGCUAUAAGUCGGAAGAAGAACAGUUCGUUCUCACUAAAGAUCAGAUGAAAAAUGCUAUGCUAUAUCUGGUCGAAAACGACGAAGCUUUUCAGCAAAAGUUAUACGAUGCUUAUCUGUCAAGCAUGGGACAGCAGCAGUAAUGCGUUUUUCCCUUAAAAUAACUUGGCAGAGUCAAAAACUCGUCGAUUCAACUAGGAAUAAGUGACGAGGAUCUGCUGGUCUGUUGCUGUCUCGACUGGCGUGACAUCACUGAAGGAACCUUGACGUAAUUUGAAAGCGCAGUAGCCUCUAGGAAUGAAAGGCUGCUGCAAUAGUUUAGUUUAAACAACCCUACUACUCGACUGAAGAAAACUAAAAACUGUGAAUUGUUUGCUAUCCUAACUGAUGACUCUACUUAUUACAUUACACGUCUUCAUAUUUCACAUUUUACUCAACUGUGAUGAUGCAUCUAUAAAUUUGUUUGUUGAAUAGAUUCCAUAUGUUGAUCCAUUGAGCCGUAAUAAUCCACCAAUGAAAUAACUAUGUUGGAGAGUUGCCAUUUUCUGGGAAUUUUAACAGUCCUCUAAGACAUUAAUUCAUUAAACCGAAAAAACGUCCCUCAGAAACAGGUUCUCUUGCAUUGGUUGUAACAUUAUGCGCUACAUGCGAAGCAGCCAGGUGUUCCUAAUGUGAUUCAAAAUGGAUUUGAACGUUGCCUUGCAUCUGUUACUGAUUCGAAUUUCUUGCAAUAUAUAAUUAGUUAAAUAGACCAACAUGUAGCUCGAAGAAUGAGUUGAACCGAAGGUUAAUUGAACGAAAUUCUCAAACUUUUGCCCUAUCGUUAUCACAUAGCCUUUGAAUGAGACGUGGUCAUACAUUGCAUUAUCUACUACUAGUAGUUUUCUGAGUAAUUUCGUUUUUUAUUACCGGCUUCAAAUCGUUCGUUUUUAUGCACCAAACCACCACUGCUCACCUACUACAUGAAGUUCAAUUACUAAAUAUCACUAUUUUCUUAACAUUUCUUUUUUCUCCUUGGUCAGCUCGUGCUUAAAUGUCCUCAAUUCAGAUUUCGGCGUUUCUGCACUGACGUUGACUUGGUGCUAAACAUUCAUUCAGUUCUUGUUUAUGUUGUUAGUUUUUCACACAUUACCAUCUCUUGAUCCUUUGUUUUCUCUCAUUUAAUGAUUGGUCGCAUUCCAGUCGCAUGCCAUCCUCUCCCCCUCUUUUCUCCAUCCCCUCACCCUCCCUCAAAGCAUAUUGAAGCAGGCCCGCGAAGCUUUUCUUCGACCGCCAGUACAUGUAGUUCAACAUAGAGUGCAAGUUACCUGCAGUUUCCCAUUGAUGUCUAUUGAUUUAACUUAGUUCACUAUGCCACCAUUUCUUCAAUGAAUUCAGAAAAUGAACUCAGAAAAUUUGCCUUCACAGUGGUUCAUAAAAAACCGUAUAAUUAUUCUAAACGAUGUCGAAUAGAAUCAUUGAAGUCAAUGUUCUUUUGCUGAUUAUUUGAACUGCUUAAUAAAUUUGCGAUAGAUAAAUUGAGGUCUUAUUCUGUUCAAGGUGUACGUCUGGUUUUACGUGUUUUAUUUCGAUUUGGAUUGUUCUUAUGACCUGUUAGAAAGAGGUAUGACCUAUUUUGCAGAGAUCUUAGAUGAUUAUAUUCGUGAUAGGAUAUUCUGAAAAAAUUUAAACGCCAGAUGCACCACGUGUACCACUGUCGUUCAGUAGUGUCUGUUAUUUUUAUCUCAAACGGCAGGACAGUUGGUUUGUCAGUUUACAUUUCAGGCAACAAUUGAAAUCAAAUCCAUUUUGUCAUUUACUCUCCAUGUGAAAGUAGAUAAAACUAAAACGUCCAUAAAAAGUGACCUACAGUAUUGUGCUGUUGAUUGUACUUCACGAAUUAUUUCCCUAUUUAACAGUGUUAGGUACAAUGUUGAUACGAAAAGAAAACAAUUGAAAAUUGUUUCUAGUAAAUUACGUUUUACCCAAGCUAUCUUUGUAAAAUUUUAAUCAAAAAAAAUGUUCCUAUACAAAAUUAUGGGUUAAGGCGUGACAAACAUUAAAAAAAAAGAAAAAAUCUUAAAAACAAAAAAAUGUAUGGAUGAUGAUGAAAAUGAUGAAGUUUGAUGUUUGAUUUAUUUGAAUGAAUCUUUUGUUUUAUUUGAUGGUAUUGUAGUUUGCAUAUUGUACAAUAACGUUACCUACAACAUAUUCCGAUAUUGCGAAUAUCUUCUAUGUUGAUAAGUGAGUGUUAAGUGCAGUAAGUUGAUGCGUCCCGUCUCAAAGAUUCAACUCAUCUCACUAGUCGUGUGCUUACUGGAGGCGUCUUUUCUGAUUCUAGAACUUUUCGCGGUUAAGAGAUGACGACAAAAGAAGUGCAUAAGUUUGUUGGAGAAAUGAAACCAAGUAUUUGCAACAAAGUAUGAAAAAUAAAAGCUUGAAGCAG
This is a messenger RNA of Symsagittifera roscoffensis, 4532 nucleotides long. RefSeq lists its product as uncharacterized. The record is from RefSeq and is a predicted model, not a curated record. The coding region runs from base 4 to 2250 and encodes 748 amino acids. The transcript is spliced from 5 exons. Gene Ontology annotation, biological process: deadenylation-dependent decapping of nuclear-transcribed mRNA; positive regulation of catalytic activity; deadenylation-independent decapping of nuclear-transcribed mRNA. Gene Ontology annotation, molecular function: mRNA binding; enzyme activator activity. Lineage: Eukaryota; Metazoa; Xenacoelomorpha; Acoela; Convolutidae. Gene Ontology annotation, cellular component: P-body.